UGCGCAUUAUGUAGUUCUCAAAUGAGAAUACAUAUAUUUUAUAAUAUUCAUGCUUUGAACAAAUACUAAAAUAAAUAAAUAUUCGAAAUGAGUAUUUUGUUACUCAAAACUGUGUAUUCGCGUGGAUGUACGGGAAACACCGUACAUUCGGAUUUACGGUAUAGGGACUCAUGCAUGCUCGAGUUUGCACUCAAAAUAGUUGCACUGGCUCCAGUCGAGCUUGAUCAUUUCAAAUAAUUUAGGCAUGAACUACUAGUUAAUCUUUGAAAGUUUCAAAGGAUUUUGAGAACUUGGUUUGAUUGGCUCGAACAUUUGUGCUCGAGUUCAAAUUAUAACUCUGAAACCUUGAUACUAAAUGUAGUAUACAAUUAAAAAUUUGGUAUGUAUUUGUGUCUAUACAUGUAUAUUAUGCGUGUGUUUAUCAUGGACUUCUAAUAUGUUUUUAUCAUAUUGGACUUCUUUGUGACUUUUUUGGCAACUAACAAAAAAUUAGUUCCACUUUUAUUAAACAUUACUAUUUUUGAGAAGGAAAAAGGAUUUUAUCCUAAGAGUCUUAUUUUUGGAGGAGAGAAGCACUUGUGGGACACAUUUGAGUAUGAUAUCCUAACUUUGCAUUAAUUUGUGUGAUAAUAUGCAAUUUACUAAUCUUGGUUUCCUUGUAGCAAAUACGAUUGUCGUGUAUGGUGCAUUGACGUUGGAAUGUCUAGCGGAGUUCUUGACUCAAUGCCAGAGGUGAUUGUAUAACAAAUUCUAUGUCUUGAAACUCAACUCACUCGGGCAUGUUUCACUAUUCAAAACCCUCAGCUACUCUCACUUUUUACGUGGUUAAGAGUUGCAUCUUGACGUGUAUUUGCAUUUAGAUCCUCAAGCUCUUGCAUACACGAGUAUUUAUUUGUGCAUGUGAUAUAUGCCUCUUUUUUACUAGACAUGUUUGGACAUGUUUGGUAAAGAACGGUUUCUUUAGCAUUAUGCUGUUUCUUUCAGCAUAUUGAUCCAAAAUAGCAUAUCGACCGGUCAAAAUACUACUACUAUUUUUGGUGUUUGGUAAAAUAAUAUACGGAGUAUUGAAUUAGCAGUAUGCUUAGCAAAAUGCUGAUGUGAUUAACAUUUUGGCAUUAGCAUUCUAGUCUUAUUAUUGAGUUACCAAAUAUAUUUUUACAAAUUGCUAGCUGCUAGUCAAACGGCUGUAUGCUACUACUCCCUCCAGUCACCGAGUUGACCAUUAAAACUUCCGUUACACAUUGAAAGUUGAAUGAUGAAUGUAUCUGGACAAACACCAUGUCUAUAUUCUCUCAUUUUUUCAAUGUGUCAAAAAAAGUCGCAAUGACUAGUUAAACGCCCGUUUUGUGUUGUUUGCCAAACACACUCAUUGUACAGGUGCUUGAGAUAAAGGAUGAUAAAGCAAGGGUGAUAAGAAGUUCAGGCCAUUGAUGGAACAUAGAGAGAUAUGUGGGCAUAUAAUCAAGAAAUCUCUUCAGGUUCUUCAUAAACAAGCUUUUCAGAGUCUGGCUUCAAUCACAAUGUGGUUCCCAAUUUUUUCACAGCUAGAAAAUAUGUUCCAAUGGAACCUUGUAGUACAUUUGUAGUUAUCCAUUGAUUCCAUUCCAUGUGAAAUAUACAUGUUUUUUUUCCUUGACCUUUUCCUUUAUUGGUCAAAGGAAUGUACCAUAAACUUAUUGUUAUUGAUUCUAGUAAGUAAAUGAGAUUAAAGGAGUGUUUUUCAAGUUUCAAAGUACUCCAUCUCGAAAUUGAGUUCCACAAUUUACAUAAAGAAAAACAUUUCACAUAAAAGUCGAUGUUCUUGAGUAUUCCGUCCUUUGUGAUGAUCCUCUUGUGCCCUUUACCAUUUCUCAUCUUUCAUAUGUUAUAAUAAAAAGCUGCCCAGACUGCUGUUGUUAGCUUCUUCUUCCUUCUCGUACUGCAGCUCAUGAUUCGUUCCUCCAUAGACUCCAAUGAGUUUCCUUUGCAAGUAGAAAAUAUCUGCUACCUCGCUGGAAUCGCGGCUAUAGAGACCGGAUGCCUCCACCAUAUAUGCAUGGUUUCCUCCGCAACCGUUCCACUCCUCUUCUUCUUCAUCACAGUUCAUCUUCCUCGCUAGCUCACUCAUACUCCUCCACCAUGAGCGCUUCGUCUCUUGUGCUUCCCACGCUUCCCAUCACCAACUCUGAUCGCACCUCUCUGCAGUCCCUCCGGAGCUCAACCCAUCUGGGCCUUAGGAAUGGGACUCGCCGUGCAUUUGUACCAUUGGAUUAUGGUAAGUCUAGGGUUUCUAUGAGUGCCUCUGUUGGAUCUCACACCGCUGCGGAUGAUUCCCUGUUCAAGGAUUAUAAGCCCUCCCUUGCAUUUCUUUUCCCUGGACAGGGUGCCCAAGCGGUGGGAAUGGGCAUAGAGGCACAUAAAGUACCAGCCGCUGCUGAAUUAUACAAAAGAGCAAAUGAGAUUUUGGGAUUUGACCUUUUGGAUAUAUGUAUGAAUGGACCAAAAGACAAGCUUGAUUCUACUGUAAUCAGUCAGCCAGCUAUCUAUGUCACAAGCUUAGCAUCCGUGGAGAUCCUCCGGGCCCGUGAAGGAGGUCAGCAAAUAAUUGAUUCCGUUGAUGUCACAUGUGGUCUAAGCCUUGGAGAAUACACUGCUCUUGCAUUUGCAGGAGCUUUCAGCUUUGAGGAUGGCCUCGAGCUAGUUAAACUAAGAGGGGAAGCCAUGCAGGACGCUUCUGACGCGGCCAAAAGCGCAAUGGUCAGUAUCAUUGGGCUUGACUCUGAGAAGGUUCAACAACUGUGUGAUGCAGCCAAUGAAGAAGUUGAUGAAGCCGACCGAGUUCAGAUUGCAAAUUUCUUAUGCCCUGGUAAUUACGCCGUCUCUGGAGGUUUGAAAGGAGUGGAAGUAGUACAGGCAAAGGCAAAGUCAUUCAAAGCUCGAAUGGCGGUGCGAUUGGCUGUUGCUGGUGCUUUCCACACUGGUUUUAUGGAGCCAGCUGUCCCAAGAUUGGAAGCCGCUUUGGCAGAAGCAGAAAUCAGAACUCCAAGAAUACCUGUAAUUUCAAAUGUUGAUGCAGAGCCACAUUCAGAUCCAGAGACGAUUAAGAGAAUAUUGGCACGCCAGGUAACUUCCCCAGUUCAAUGGGAGACAACAAUAAGGACUCUUCUAACAAAAGGGCUCAACAAGAGCUACGAAUUAGGACCCGGGAAGGUUAUCGCCGGCAUUCUGAAGAGGAUGGACAAGGGUGCCAACAUUGAGAACAUUGGUGCCUAAGCCUAAAUAAAUUGCUGUUCAUUAACUAUCCCCUCCAUCAAGGGCAGAGAUUCAUUUUUUUAUUUUUAAGUUAUUGGGUUUUUUUU
Molecule: messenger RNA, 3338 nt
Organism: Cuscuta campestris
Lineage: Eukaryota; Viridiplantae; Streptophyta; Magnoliopsida; Solanales; Convolvulaceae
Source: the annotation of a GenBank genome assembly